UUUACUUGUUGUGUGACCUACUAUGUAGGUCCCAUAAGCUUCAGCUAUUGGGCCGCACGGAAUAUUCCAAUGACCCUUUCGGCUAAGUACGAACAUUUGGUAGAGGAUGAGACCAACCUACGCGUUGCCUCCUUAUUGAAUUUGGUUGAUCAGGUUGUUCUCGUUUUGGCCGUCUCCACUAUUGAUCAUGAUGAGGCGGGAUACAUCCACGAAAUGGUAACCGUAUCGUUAGCUCAGAACUUCGUUCCUCGGGAUCAGCCUUGUGCGAAAUUCAGCUGGUUCCCUGGUUACAAAUGGCAAAUCAUUGAAUGUCGCUUCUGUAUGGAUCACCUGGGAUGGGAGUUUACCUCUAGACGAUACAAUCCAUCGAAAUUCUACGGAAUAACGAGGAAAGCAGUUGUGCCUCGUAAGGCAAAUACUGAUAAAGAGGAGCAUGUUUAA
Messenger RNA from Haemonchus placei, 441 nucleotides. NCBI's taxonomy places the organism in Eukaryota, Metazoa, Nematoda, Chromadorea, Rhabditida, Trichostrongylidae. The record is from the annotation of a GenBank genome assembly.